This is a messenger RNA of Cyclopterus lumpus (lumpfish), 1231 nucleotides long. It is a transcript of the gene pigx, whose product is annotated as phosphatidylinositol glycan anchor biosynthesis, class X. The coding region runs from base 177 to 917 and encodes 246 amino acids. The record is from RefSeq and is a predicted model, not a curated record. Gene Ontology annotation, cellular component: endoplasmic reticulum membrane. NCBI's taxonomy places the organism in Eukaryota, Metazoa, Chordata, Actinopteri, Perciformes, Cyclopteridae. Gene Ontology annotation, biological process: GPI anchor biosynthetic process. The transcript has 6 exons.
AAUUAAAGCAUCAGCGCGAUCCCACUAUUUUGUAUUUCUAGUCAGGCGCUAUCGCAGCAUUCAUAAAAGUACAACGGGGUCCUUCAACGUUCAUUUCCGUAAACAGAGCUAUGAGCAGCUAGCUACGUACACACAGGAAGUAACACGCUUUUUGGUGUUCACCGACACUAUUUUUGAUGUAUUUUGUACUUUUUACUGUUUUCGCGUGUUUAUCGACAUGUCAUUGUUUUAUCCAAAAAGAUGUGAAGAAGGACGAGAGCCACUGCGGCCUCCUAAAGCAGUGGCUUGAAUCCUCCCUAGUUUCAGUGGAGCUCACCAAGACGGGUUUUCACAGGGAAGUGGUCACCACCGUUGAGCUCGGCCCAGGUGUGCUCAGUGGGGUCAGAGUCGUGCUGGUUCAAAGGUGGCCCAGAGGCGUCUACGUGGAUCCGUACCAACUUGCAUCCUUGAGUGAACAAAGCAAUUGGCAGAUAUUAAUAGAUUCAGCCAUUGACCUAGAGGUGCCUGCUCACAAGACCGAGGGAUUUGUCACAUAUGUGUAUCCCGCCCUUGACGGACCAACUCCUAGACUGAAAGUAACAAUUCCCGUUCACGGUCGCUACCACGAGCCUUCUUAUGACGGCGAAACGUUCGCAUCGGUCGAAUUAGAACAUCCAGAGCUGCUGCUGCGGACUGAAAAAUGUUCGCAGCUCAACAGCGUGGCGCCUCAUACGGUCGUGGACGCCCCCUGUACUCACGACAAUUCGAGCACGUGUCCGUGGGUUAAACUCCAGCAUCAGGAGCGAGGCCCCGCGGGGGUUCAGUUUCCAGUGGGCGACGGGUCUUUGGUGACGCCUGUGUGCGGUGGAACCCUCCUGGUCACGAUGCUCUGCUGCGCGGCUCUGUCCAAACACAUGUGGGAACACCGCAUCAUUUAAACAGCGACAACGUACCGCUCAUCUAACAGUUCACGGUCCCGUAGUUCUCCAGUUCGGUCUGAUUCCAGGAGCGUCCACUGUGGUCCAAGUAUUUUUUUAGAUAAAACAUCAAAAGGCCAUAAAGAAAAUAACACUACACAGACUUUUACAUGCACAGACCGAAAAGUUCAGAUGUAUAUGAAUCCUUUUGAAAUGAGAACUAUAAAGAACAACUUAAUAAGGAGUGACACAAACAUUACAUCAGUCUAGGUUUCUAAAUUAAUGAGGUUCAUGGAACAGGCCUCAGUUACUGUAAAUAAACAUCUGUGAUUGAG